AUGUUGCUAAUCUACAAGUGGAAAUGUACUCGUUCGUCCUCCCAGGCUCCAACGCUGAACUGUCCGGGGUUCUCAUCUGGCGGCCCUUGCACUCCGGGUCUAACGAUAUUUGUUCACCUGGUGUGUACCUCCACCAACGAAUCGGUGCACCGUGCAGCCUUGGGGGUGCUGGCGGAGGUGGCACAGGACCGCGACUCUCUCGAUGCCAUUGCUUCGGUGCCGGGCAUCUCCACCCGCCUUAACGAGCUGGCGGGCUCGCGCAACGAGGCCAUUUCCACCUACGCUAGUACGCUCAUUCUUCGCCUCACCGCUCCCCCUGCCACUGCACCGUCAUCCACCGAAGAUGCCCUGACAGGGCACGGUAAAGUGGUAGUGGACAGCCUCACCACCCCGCCACCUCCACCCCUUCCAAUGGACACUAGUGGUAGCGCUGGAGGUCGCAUAUCUCCCGUUGCUGCAUCCGCCUGUUUCCCUCCCCAACAGCUCUUUCACCAACACCAUGGUCAACCGAUGCCUUAUGCUGCCCCACCACCGCAGCAGCAGGCGCAGUCAGCCCAACGGUAUACCCCAGGGGGAUACCACUAUUCUGGUGAGGCUGUGGCAGGACCUGGCGGCGGCGGAGGCAGUAGCGGUUCCCUCAUGGCUAUGGUGGGACCUCCGCCCCCUGCCUCUUCAGUCUACUCUGUUAGUGGGGGCGGUGCAUGCCCUAUGAGUGUCCAAUCAUUGCCUCCGCAGCAGCAUCCGCACUGCUACCAGCAACAGCGUAAUUUCUUCACCUUUUAA
Molecule: messenger RNA, 783 nt
Organism: Hydatigera taeniaeformis
Lineage: Eukaryota; Metazoa; Platyhelminthes; Cestoda; Cyclophyllidea; Taeniidae
Source: the annotation of a GenBank genome assembly